Messenger RNA from Lycium barbarum (goji berry), 965 nucleotides. Its product is annotated as chloroplastic import inner membrane translocase subunit TIM22-2-like. Lineage: Eukaryota; Viridiplantae; Streptophyta; Magnoliopsida; Solanales; Solanaceae. Gene Ontology annotation, cellular component: chloroplast envelope; TIM22 mitochondrial import inner membrane insertion complex. The transcript has 5 exons. Gene Ontology annotation, molecular function: transmembrane protein transporter activity. Gene Ontology annotation, biological process: protein insertion into mitochondrial inner membrane; protein targeting to chloroplast. The record is from RefSeq and is a predicted model, not a curated record. The coding region runs from base 90 to 734 and encodes 214 amino acids.
ACUCAUCAUAUCUCAUGUCAAAUCCUCAAAAAUAUCUAAAAGUUUAAAGUGUUCACCAAACUUAGGGUUUAGUGUUUUGAAAAUUGAAAAUGGCGACACCGGCAAAUCCAGCAAACUCCGAACCCGAUUCCGACGACAUCGAAACAACUCCGAUUUCAAACCCGACACCCGGCCCGAAUAAUCCUCAAUUCACUUCUGAUGCUUUAACCGUUUCGAUUCCGUCUAGUCCUGUCGUAUGUAUCCUUAGGUUCGCUGGUGACUCGGCUGCUGGUGCUUUUAUGGGCUCCAUUUUCGGAUACGGGUCAGGAUUGAUAAAGAAGAAAGGUUUUAAAGGAUCCUUUGGGGAAGCAGCAGCUUCGGCAAAGACUUUUGCAGUUCUAUCAGGAGUUCAUAGUUUGGUUGUCUGUUUCCUGAAGAGAUUACGGGGAAAAGAUGAUGUUAUCAACGCUGGAGUAGCUGGAUGUUGUACUGGUCUUGCCCUAAGUUUUCCAGGUGCACCUCAGGCGCUAUUACAGAGUUGUCUCACCUUUGGAGCUUUUUCGUUCAUCAUCGAAGGUCUUAACAAGCAGCAACCUGCAUUAGCACUUACAUCUCACAUGAAUGUCAAAAAUAGGCAAUAUGGGGUGCUUGCUCCUUUAUCACUACCUCUACCAAAUGAGCUUAAGGAAUCCUUUUCAUUCUUCUGCCAGUCCCUUAAAAAACGUCACGAGCACAACAACCGCGGGUCCGAUUAGAUAGCGAAGAAAUGCAACAUAAUGUGGUUCAACCUUAUGUCCAUUUUGGCAUGAUUCUGAAGUUUUGUAAAUUGUAAUCGACUUUUAUUCUGCUUUAAGAGUUAUAAUUCGGGGCUUUCUAGCUGGCGUGACAAAUGUUUCUUUUAUUAAUACGCAAUCUAGAUAAUUUGCUAGUGACUAGAAUUAUCUCCUUGAAGGUUUAAAUCCAUUUUCAUGGUGAGUUGUGAUUUA